Molecule: messenger RNA, 2204 nt
Organism: Panicum virgatum (switchgrass)
Lineage: Eukaryota; Viridiplantae; Streptophyta; Magnoliopsida; Poales; Poaceae
Product: aspartyl protease family protein 1-like
Exons: 6
Coding region: 197-1963 (588 amino acids)
Biological process (GO): proteolysis
Molecular function (GO): aspartic-type endopeptidase activity
Source: RefSeq, a predicted model, not a curated record
CCGGACCUCGCCGUCCUCCACACGCCGCCGGCCAACUGGCCAAGCCACUCCGCUCACCGUUCCUCUCCAUCUCCAUCGCCGCUCCUCACCGUUGACGAAAGCACCACACGGGAGGGGAGACUUUGACUCCUCCCUCCGGUCCUCCUCCUCCCGGCCUCGCUCGCUCUACGCGGCUGGCUGCUCCGUCUAAAGAUGGAUGCCGGGUAAGCUUCAGCGAUCCACCAACCUCAGCUCACUAUCCUCAUCUUGCCGCCUCUGCACGUCUCUCCACCUCAUGGCUCGCUCUCGCUCCAACCGCUACCGCCAGGACCUGUUCGUCGCCGUCGCCGUCGCCGUCGCCGUCGCGGCGUGUCUUGCCGUCGGGGAGGCGGCGUCCUUCGUCGGCUUCGACCUCCACCACCGCACCUCCCCGGUGGUCCGGCGCUGGGCGGAGGCGCGGGGCCACCACGCCCUCGCCGCGGAGUGGCCGGCUAAAGGCUCGCCGGAGUACUACUCCGAGCUCUCCCGCCAUGACCGCGCCCGCCGCGGCCUCGCCGGCGCCGGCGACCAACUCCUGACCUUCGGUGAUGGCAACGCAACCGUCCAAUACCUCGGAUUCUUGUACUACGCGUUGGUGGCGCUGGGCACGCCGAACGCGACGUUCCUGGUGGCGCUGGACACCGGCAGCGACCUCUUCUGGGUGCCCUGCGACUGCAAGCAGUGCGCGCCGCUGCCCAACAACGGCACGGCGGAGGGCGUGCCGCCGCUCCGCGAGUACAGCCCGAGGCGGUCGUCGACGAGCACGCCGGUGACGUGCGAGAGCCCGCUCUGCGACCGGCCCAACGCCUGCGGCGCCGCCACCAACGGCAGCUGCCCGUACGGCGUCCGCUACGUGUCCGCCAACACCUCCUCCUCCGGGGUGCUCGUCCAGGACGUGCUCCACCUCACCCGGGAGGGUCCCGGCCCCGGCGCCGCCGCGGAGCCCCUGCAGGCUCCCGUCGUGUUCGGGUGCGGGCGGGUGCAGACGGGCGCGUUCCUCGACGGCGGCGGCUUCGACGGCCUGCUGGGGCUCGGCAUGGACAGGGUGUCCGUGCCCAGCGUGCUCGCCGCCCGCGGCCUCGUCGCGUCCGACAGCUUCUCCAUGUGCUUCGGCGACGACGGCGUUGGCCGGAUCAACUUCGGCGACGCCGGCAGCCGCGGCCAAGCCGAGACGCCAUUCAUCCCGAGGACCACCCAGUCAGUUGCUGCUCUGUCUGUUAAGUACCUCAUAACCACUUGCUUGCUGAUUGAUCCGUCAAAUAAAAUAUUCUGCAGCCCGACGUACAACGUGAGCUUCACGACGAUCAACGUCGGCAGCGAGUCGGCGCCGGUGGAGUUCGCCGCCGUCAUGGACUCCGGCACGUCCUUAACCUACCUCAACGACCCGGAGUACACGGCGCUCGGCACCAGUUUCAACUCUCGGAUUCGCGAGAGGAGGGCCAACUUCAGCAGCGGAUCUGCAGGCCGUUUCCCCUUCGAGUACUGCUACACACUCAGCCCUGACCAAAGGGAGUUGGAUCUCCCGGUGGUGAGCCUGACGGCGGCGGGGGGAGCACUGUUCCCGGUCACCGACCCGAUCAUCGGGGUCUCCGACGGGGCCAGCGCCCGUCCCAUCGGUUACUGCCUGGCCGUCGUCAAGAACGACAUCCCCAUCAACAUCGUCGGCCUGAACUUCAUGACCGGGCUCAAAGUAGUGUUCGACCGGGAGAGGUCCGUCCUGGGCUGGCAGGAAUUCGACUGUUACAAGAACGCCAGAGUGGCGGACGGACCGGGCGGGAGCCCAAGCCCCGCGCCGGCGCCGACGAAGCUCACGCCGCGGCAGAACGACGCCACCAGCGGGUACCCCGGCGCGGCGCCCGUGCCGCGGCCGCCGUCCGCCGGCUCGCGCGGAGGGAUCUCCCUGCUGCUCCCUCUGCUGCUGGGCGCUGCUGCCGCCCUUGUCUGACGCUCGCCAACGGCUUCUUCUUCUUCUUCCAGAGUUGCCGUGUAUAUAUACACAUACAGAUACUGCUCGACUCCGAUUCAGAGUUCAGAUUUUGGAAUUAGGAUUAGGUUUGCAGGUUGCCGUGUAUAUUGGAGACGAAAUUUCUUGGUGGUGACUGAUGAGGGGAGGGCCAUUUCGUGAUCAUAUACUACUCAUAUAUAUUUCGUAUACGAAUAAACGUAUAGUUGACACAUUCUUGCGA